AUGAGUUCUCCCAAUGAAAAGGAACAGAAAAAGCCUUCCCGGCCCCCUCCUCCAAAACUGACCCCAAAGCCAGGGAAGGUGAAAGUUGUCAGGGCUCUCUACAAAUACACAGCACAACUUGCUGAUGAAUUGUCUUUUGAGGAAGGUGAUCUCCUCUAUAUCACUGACCAAGCAUCAGAUCCUGACUGGUGGAUGGCUGCAACUGGAGACCGUAAAGGGCUCAUACCAAGCAAUUAUGUGGAAGAAUCAACAGAACACAUUGAAGCACCACUUCAUGAUGCAGCCAAGCGUGGAAACAUGAGCUUUAUGGAAGAAUGCUUGAAAAAUCAGGUCUCUGUGAAUGGUUUAGAUAAGGCUGGCAACACUGCUUUGCAUUGGGCUGCUCGUGGUGGACAUAUCCAGUGUGUUGAGAGGCUUUUAAAAGCCCCAAAGGUGGAGAUUAAUGUUCCCAACAAGAUGGGUGACACAGCUCUUCAUCUGGCUUCCUACAAGGGUCAUACUGAUGUUAUCCAGAUUCUUCUUGACCAUGGAUCUAACCCAAGAAUGACCAAUCGGGAUGGAAAGAUGCCAAUAGCAUUGGCUGGGAAUCCAGCAACAGCAGAUAUCCUACAAAAGCAUAUGGCCAAGGACAGACAUUCCUCCAAUGCAGCCUCCUUUGACUAUGAAGAAUAUGAUGCUGAUUCUGAUUAG
Molecule: messenger RNA, 690 nt
Organism: Darwinula stevensoni
Lineage: Eukaryota; Metazoa; Arthropoda; Ostracoda; Podocopida; Darwinulidae
Source: the annotation of a GenBank genome assembly